Molecule: messenger RNA, 361 nt
Organism: Racocetra persica
Lineage: Eukaryota; Fungi; Glomeromycota; Glomeromycetes; Diversisporales; Gigasporaceae
Source: the annotation of a GenBank genome assembly
AAGGAAAGUUGCUUGAAGAUGCAGUAUCAGCGUUGAUAAGAUUUUUGACGGACCGACGACAAAAAAUAUCUAAGAAAUUGAAUUCUAAACCGGAAAAGGGAGGUGAUAUUUCCUCAGGGUCAUCCAAUGUUAACGGGAAUUACAACCACAACUUGGAAAUGGCAGAACUGGUAGAUACGGCUCUACUGAGAUCGUAUAUGUUCACAAAUGAUGCAUUAGUCGGGCCGCUUCUUAGGGUGCCUAACCACUGUAAUGUUGAGGAAAGUGAAGGGCUUUUAUUAGAGCGUAAGAAAUACAAAGAGCUGGUUGAUUUAUAUCAUGGAAAAGGCUUGCAUCGCAAAUCUUUAGAAUUGUUGAAGAA